This is a messenger RNA of Lutra lutra (Eurasian river otter), 1478 nucleotides long. Its product is annotated as collagen alpha-1(I) chain-like. Lineage: Eukaryota; Metazoa; Chordata; Mammalia; Carnivora; Mustelidae. The record is from RefSeq and is a predicted model, not a curated record.
AUGCCGGGAGCUGCGGGCGGCCCCGCGACCGACGUCAACGCGCGCUGGGGAACCCGGGCAGACGCCGGAAUUAGGUCCUGCAACCGCAGGACACCCCGCGCCGGGCACGGAGAAAUAGGUCGGCAGCGUUCCUCCAGCAGAGCACACAAGCAGAGGCGGCGGCGCCUCGGUUCGGAGUGCCGGGUCGCCCUCCCGACACGCGCCCCGGGCGAGCGCCCCAGGACGCCGCCGUGCCCACGGACUACACAGCCUCAGACCUGGAGAACUCGUCUCCGGGGGACUCGCCGGUCUGGGGAGGACUCACCGGGCUGCGCAGCUCCCUCCCGCCCCCGCCGACGGCGCAGGCUCGCGGACGUCCCGUUCUCGGAGCGUCCUGUCCCCGCGUCCUCCGCCCCCUGCCCUCCCCAGCCUCCCCCCUUCCCGCUCCAGCGCCGCGCUGAACUUGGGCCAGACGCCGAGACCACAACAGCCACCUCGGAUCUGCACUCACCUGCGGCCGUCCCUCUGGAGCAGAGGCGGGGGACCGCUCGUACUGCGGCCCUCCGGGCCACCGGCCCUGCUGGCCGCGGGGGAGGGGCGCAGGAUGCGGGGCCGCCGCGGCGGGGGGGCGCGCAGCGGGUCGGCGGGGAGCGCGGCGCGGUGCGCCGGGUCUCUUUAAGAGCCGGGGACCUUACCCCCGGGCCUCCCCCGCGCUCCCCGCCCCCCUUUCACUUUCCCAGAGACUCGCAGCCUGUCUGGCGGCGGCGGCUCCUCCCCGGCUCGCAGGGGAUCCCCGGCCGGCCGCGGCGGCGCGCGGGGCGGGCAGGGCCAGCCGCAAUCGCCUGCCUGUCCCGCCGAGCCCGGCCCGCAGCCUCCGGGAGGAGGGGGGAGGAGGGAGACGGUGCUGCAGCCGCCGAGGGAGGUGUCCCGCCUCCCGUCGCCGGAGGGGGGGAGUGUUCCGCCUCCCGCCGCCGUCUGUCUCCAGCCGUAACUGUGCUCGCCGAGGCUCUGUCUGUCUCCAACUCCUCCAGUCUCUCCUCCCUCCCCAUCCCCCUCCGCGGCGGGGACCCGGCGUGCGGCCAGGCCGCGGGGGCGGCGGGGGCCGCAGUGCUGCCGGCAGGUGGGCGGGUCUCGACCCCGAGUGCGCGAGCCGCACCAACCUCUGCAGGCUGCCUGCACGGAGCUGGGGGCGUGCGGGCGCCGAGGCCGCGGGACCCCAAGGCUCGGCGGGGCCGGCCGGCUCAGCACAGGGCGGCGGGCUCGGGCCUCGUGGGGCGCGCGCCCACCGCCGGCCGGACAGGGAACUCCAACUGCGGAGAGACGGCUGGCGCUGGCUGGCUGGCUGGCGCGCCGGGAGGAGCCGGCUUACCCCGGCUGUCUGGCUAAGGAAGGUCUCGGGAGAGCAGGCCGACUUGUUCCGUGCGCCCAAUGGGCAGCAGACCUUUGGGCACCAGUCCCGAGACACACAGUAGGGCUGCAGGACACGUAGUGGGACAGAU